Aphanomyces astaci is the source of this 1182-nucleotide messenger RNA. RefSeq lists its product as hypothetical. NCBI's taxonomy places the organism in Eukaryota, Oomycota, Saprolegniomycetes, Saprolegniales, Verrucalvaceae. The record is from RefSeq and is a predicted model, not a curated record. Bases 22 to 1134 code for a protein of 370 amino acids. The transcript has 4 exons.
GUUGGAUAAACUCGAAUCAAGAUGCCGUCGGACGCUGGCGCAACCACGCGGGCCCUGUCGGACAAAACACUCGCUCGGCGUCGAUACUUUCGAGAGAAGCAGCGUGAGUAUCGUCGGAAGUUGAAUAUUGAUGGGGCGGUCAUCGAAGCAGAAGUUGUACACCUUCAGUCGGUCCGUGAUGGCCUUCAAGCCAUGAGUCUGCCGUCGGUGCGUGAAGCUAGCGAUGGUCCGUUGUCGUGGUGUUCCAUUGCCAUGGUGUUCAAAACUGAAGCCCGUCGUGUCUUGACGGACCGCCAGUCACUGGUCACUCAAACGGAACAGUACCGAACCCUCAUGACGUCUAUGCAGCGCUUUGUCAUGAUGAACAUUCCGCCGCCCAUAUCCCGCAGAAAUGCAUGGCACAACGCGACAUUGGUGGCCGAGCCGAGUGCUCGAAGCCUGGGCAAGGAGUGGCUCACGCAGCAAAUGUACCACAACAUGCACGAGGCGUUCGCGUUAUUUCCUGCCGUGGGCAAUGCCGAGGAGUUUUGCCAAUAUGACGUGCAACCGUCCGAGGACGGCGGUCCAAUCGUGUCCACGGAAACAGUACAGUGCACGUGGCCAGGCACGGUGCAAAUGUUCCGACGCUUUGUCGAGUCCAACAUGCGCGCUGUGAUUUUCAGGGACCCCCAAGAGGUGGUCGAAGAGCGCACGGCCAACACGCGCCUCUUCCACUCGGUCACAACCAAAGGCACGUUCGUGAACUCGCUGCAAGGCCAUUUUGUCGAAGCCGACCGGUUCAUCAUGGUCAUGCGCCAAGUCGAACACGACGAAGUGCAUCUGUGUGACCCCCUGCGCAGGCAGCGGCACUACCGGAUAGAGGUACGGCAGGAAUCCACCUCGCACAUCUUGAUGCGCUUUGUCAGUCAUUCGUCCCACGCAUUUCGACCCGCCAACGGAUAUGUGAGCAUCGACGAGCUCGCGGCGCUGUGCGGCAUCGAUGUGACGGGCAUCGAAGACGACGACGAGAAGGCCGCGUACGUACGCCUCGAGCUCAUCCGACGGGGAAAUGCCGAUUUCGAACCGUGGCGAAACUGGUUCAUGGGCUUGAUGAUGCAAGCGUCGUUGCAACAGCCAGCACCACGCGCCAACUAACUAAUAAUGAUCCCGGUGGAUGAUAUUACAAGCAGAAUGUGCCCGCCG